AUGAGAUUAAGACCAACAAUUGUAAAGUCGCUUGUGCGCGGCUGCAGUGGGCGCGCCCAAACCACCAAUUCCACCCGAUUAUUGUCAGGCACCUCACGCCGCCCAAGCAGGCUUCGCGCUCGCCUCGAGAUUCCUCCUCCGUUCCCUGUCACCAAAACGUGCCCCGAGCCGACAUGCGACUGCCCAUCGACACCAUCCAUGCCGGAAGGACUGCCGAUUGAUCAUGAGCAAGCUUUGAACGGGACGAUGGUGGCGUAUGCGCAACAGCUUUUGAUCUGUACUGGGCAGAGAGACUGGACAAGCAAGAUUGAAAAUGACGGAGAGAAUACGGGCUGGGGUGAUCUUGUUAGAGGCCUCAAGCGCCUACUCGGUCGCGGAGGUCCAUAUCUGGAUCCGUUCAAUAAUGUUCUUGUCACUAAUUCCUCCAUCACCCCCGCUGCGAGUACCCGCGCCACCGCCUCCGCAUUCCUAUUCCCUAGCUUCAAAUACAUUCCUUCUAUCCCCGUUGAGAUACUCUCCUCUCUGAACACCACCGACUUGACCACCUUUGUUCGCGCAUUUCUCCUUCCUGAGCGACUACAUGAAAUGCACUCGUCUUUGCCCGAAGCCAAGCAAGCCGACAUGACUAGGGCUCCUGAAUUUGCGUCCAACUUUACUGGCAUCAUCGAUAUUGAACAUUCGCCUACCGUUUUAAUCUGUGGACACGGGGGUCGCGAUAUGCGCUGUGGUGUCAUGGCCCCUGCACUCGAGACCGAAUUCCAGCGCGUUCUUCAAGCUCAGGGGUUUACCUCCACGGAUAGUGAUGGUACGAACAUCGAUGAUCCCAAGCAUGCCCACAUUGGUCUGAUCAGCCACGUUGGUGGCCACAAGUAUGCCGGUAAUGUCAUUGUGUAUAUCCCACCGAAGAUGACAAUGGGAGGCUCAGAGCCUCACCCGCUGGCGGGCAAGGGGAUCUGGUAUGGUCGCGUCGAGCCCAAGCAUGUGCAAGGCAUAGUAGACGAAACUAUUCUUGGGGGCAAAGUACUUACGGAUCACUUCCGUGGUGGCAUUGACCGGAAUGGAGACAUUCUACGGUUAUAG
Penicillium odoratum is the source of this 1080-nucleotide messenger RNA. RefSeq names its product sucrase/ferredoxin-like domain-containing protein. The record is from RefSeq and is a predicted model, not a curated record. The transcript is spliced from 2 exons. Lineage: Eukaryota; Fungi; Ascomycota; Eurotiomycetes; Eurotiales; Aspergillaceae. Bases 1 to 1080 code for a protein of 359 amino acids.